This is a messenger RNA of Sphaeramia orbicularis (orbiculate cardinalfish), 3466 nucleotides long. It is a transcript of the gene eaf2, whose product is annotated as ELL associated factor 2. The transcript is spliced from 6 exons. Bases 93 to 899 code for a protein of 268 amino acids. Gene Ontology annotation, molecular function: transcription elongation factor activity. Gene Ontology annotation, cellular component: super elongation complex. Lineage: Eukaryota; Metazoa; Chordata; Actinopteri; Kurtiformes; Apogonidae. Gene Ontology annotation, biological process: transcription elongation by RNA polymerase II. The record is from RefSeq and is a predicted model, not a curated record.
UCGUUGGUAUCAAUGAGGUGGUCAGAGCUCUGCCUUAUAUGGUUAUCGGAUAAAAAAGAACAGGAAAGUUUCCUGCUAAUGAACCUCUCAGAAUGAAUGGGACAACUUAUUCCAACUUUGACAAUCAGGAACAUGUCUUGAAAUUAGGAGAGACGUUUGAGAAACACCCUAAAAGUGCCUACCAUACAGUACGAUAUGACUUCAAACCAGCCUCAAUUGAUACAACGUGUGAAGGGGAGCUUGAAGUGGGCAAAGGAGAGCAAGUCACUAUUACUUUACCAAACUUAGAGGGUUCAAGUGCUCCAGUAACAGUCUUUAAGGGAUCCAAGAGGCCGUACAUGAAAGAGUGCAUCCUCAUCGUGAAUCAUGACACAGGAGAAUACAGACUGGAAAAACUCAACAGCAAUAUUGCUGUGAAAAAAACAAGAGCUGAGGGCAGCAGUAAGAUCCAUUCUCGCCUAGAGCAACAGACCAGUCGCCUGAGUCAGCAGAUGAGAAGUAACAACAGCAGCAGCACCGGCAGCAGCUCUAACAAGACCUCAGCCAGCUCAAAGAGUUCUCCUCCCAAAGAAAAGGCGUCCCCUGCAUCCCCAAUGGACGACAUUGAGAGAGAGCUCAUGGCAGAGGCUCGAGUCAUGGACCAGCUGAGCAGUGGUGACAGCUCUUCAGACUCCAACAGCUCGUCGUCCUCCAGUGACGACAGCUCCAGCAGUGACUCAGAAGAUGAACAGAACUCUGCACAGCCAUCAGCCCCGACCUUCCACAGCAUGCCUAUCGUCAACACCAGCAGCAGCAGCAGCAGCAGCACCAACAGAGGCUCCCAGGAGACUGGAGGAGGACUCAUGAACACACUGAAGAAUGACCUCCAGCUGAGUGAAUCGGGCAGUGAAAGCGACUGAAGCAUUCAAGGACCUCUGGACAGAUCUGUCUGUCGGUGGGAGACAGGAAGGUUUUCAUCGAUGGAGGGGUCACAGAUGUGUCCUGUCAUAACUGGCUUCUCUACAAAAAAAUAGCGACAAUUUAGCUAGUGAACAUAAUUUGUUAUUUCUCUGGCAACAGUUUUCAGAAUUAACUGUCAAAUUAUUUGCUCAAUGACUUGUUUGGCAGGUAAAUGUACAUAGGGACACGUUGGAUGCAGGAAGUAGUAAAUUAUGAGAUACUAGCUGUAAUAUUUCAUCUCAUCGGAUGCAGAUGUGUGUUUAACCAGACCAACCAUAUCAGAGGCAGAGUGACAGUGGGUUUUUUUUUUUAUGUAGGUGGGAGUUUCUGCCGCCAAUCAGUUGUCUUAAAUCACCACUGCAUUUUCUGCAUUUCAGCGUAGUGAAAGUAGUUGUGCCUUAGGUCAAAUGUCAGGGAAUAGCCUCAGUUAGUAACAGUCUCAGCUACAUAAGUGUCUGUAGCUGCUGUCUGGGGAUGUCAUUCUGUCACAAGAGAAGUGGAAGUUUUUUUUUUUGUUUUUUUGUUUUUAUUUUUUUAGGAUGAGCCACAAUUAAAUGAUGACAUAGUCUUAUGUUUUUGCCUUAUAAAAGUAUUGUUUUAAUAGCUGUAGAGCCUUUUGCUUUGGAUUAUGGAUUCCUGUUCCGUGCAGGACAACCAAAUAAUUUAGCUUCUUUUUUUCUUUUUUUUAACAAGUUGACACGACCUCAUAAAUUUGUUUUAGCAAAUGGAUUUGGAAAUGUGCACAUCUAGCAGAACCACAACACAAUCAUCCUUUUGGAGUUUAAAGGUAUAAUAUGUAAGAUAUUCCUAAAACUGUUCUUCUCAACCAUCACCUCUGACCUUCUGCAAAUAUGUGGUGGUGCCCUUUGCCUGUAUUUUCUUCUUUUUAUGUUGUUUUGCUGUGUUCGGGUUGUUUCUUAGCAUGGACCUAUGGGUGCCCUCUCUGUGCAGGGUGAGGUUUAGCUGCAUUCACUCAGACCUGUCCCAUGUGGAGGUGCAUGUAUGUGUUUUGGACUGUAAACACGGUGAAAGAAUCAGAAAGUUACACAUUAUUUCUCUUUUUCACGGCUUCUUUCUCACCAGUGCCACUCCCUGUCUUCAUUUACUCUGUAGCUUUGUUUGGGUGUCAUUUGUUUACACAUGACAAGUGGAAAAUAUCUUACAUAUUGCACCUUUAAUAUCUGAAAGUAAGUUCAUCCAAAAGGAAAAUCAGUUUACCAGUUUAUCCUCUGUUAGGGACCAAAUCAGAUAAGCUACUGGUUUGACCUUUCAGCUCCGGUUUGGGCUCCACCACCUUCAAAGUAACAGUACGUGGCUUUGGCGUCGCUGAAUACUCAACUGUGUUCAGCAGCUGAUACCAAAGUCUACAUUCACACUGCGAGCCUUAGUGGGCACUUAGGAUUUACUGCUCACAGCUUUAUUUUUUUUGUUUGGCUGUUGACAUUCCAGUGAGAUUUGGCCCCAGUCCUGACCUGCCACCCAUGAGAAAGAACAAUAACAUACACGUUCCAUGAGUAAAUUCAGCGUGUGCAGUUUCAUUUCUAAGUUAACGUGCAGUGGGAGUCAGUGGGUUGAGACGAGGACAAAGAGACGCAAAUGUUUUAACUCACCAACUCCUACCAACGCACAGAUGUCAAUCAGUGACGUCAAGACAAGAAUUCUGAUUUGACUGUUCAGAGCACGUCAGAUCAGACUUUAAAUGCUCCAAUUCCACGCAAUUUGUGAAUUUGACACUGGCACAAAACAGAUUUAAGUCACAUGAGCAGAAAAAACUAAUCUGAGCCACUUUUUCCAUCAGUGUGAAUGUAGUCUAAGUGUCUGUCUGUGGUACUGGACAGUGUACAGUAUGUUUAUUACAGGUUUUUUUGGUCAAAAACAGCAGCAGAGUUGGGUCAUAGUUGUUUUUACAUUACUUUUUUGUGUUUUUUUGGAUCAGUUAACAUAAAAUAAGAUUAGUGAUGCUUUAAGUAAAAGCUUGUUUCUUCUGACGUUCCAGUAUAGGAGUCUGAUUUCUGGCAAAGUAGUGCACUAGUACUCACUCGACUCGCUCGGGGGUCAUGCUUUGUAGCUUUAAACCUGCAAUACUUGAAUCUGAAGAAUUAAUUUAUAUUUCAGAGUAUGCUCCACCAAUGGGGAAUUGCUUAAUAUAUAUAUUUUAUAUAUUUUUAAUAGCGGAGCAAUUGGAAGUUGCAGUUGAUAUUAACUGUACUGCAGAAGAAGCCAGACGCUUUGAUGCUUGGAUCUCCAUGUAAGUCUUACACAACUUGAUGUGCCUUUUGUUACUCACCUUGGCCAGUUGGAAUGGAGGCCUUCUCGGUUUGUUUCUAAGCCCCCAUAUCACCAGAGAGCUGCUGUCUCAGCAUACAGGAAGCUACUGUUUAUGUUAGAGCGUUUCUUUGGCAUCUCAGCUGACUGUGAAAGUGGAAAGUGAAUAUGUUGAGCCUGACAGACAACGGUGGUUUCAGUGCAUCAUUUGUAAAGUAUUUGAGAGUAAUUUCUUUGUAGAGGAAUAAAGAUUUUAAUUGUU